UAGACCCAGAUCUAUCCUUAAAUGUUAGUGUGUUGUUUCAAAAUUCUACGGAGUUUGGAGAUGCUUUGCAAGAGGCAAAAGGAGUAAAAAAAUCGUGAAAAAUGGGUGCUGAUCAUCUGACCGUGGCUUGUCUUCUCAGCCAACUGCUAAGCAUGGUCGCCGAAGGUUCUGUGGAUGACUGGGAGCCGGAGUCGGUUGCUAACUGUUCCAAUCCGAUGACCGUACUGACAACCUGCGGCAGAUUCAGUGCCAAUGGAUGCUGUGCCAAGGGCUGUGUACGGAAUCACCGGGGCAGGUGUGUCCAGGAGCAGUGCAUGGACUCGUGGAGCAGCUGGCUAAAACGACCAGUGACCAUGUCUUGUUACUUCCACUGGUUUCUGCUGAUCUUCGCCGGGAUCAUUACCGCUCUGAUGCUGGCUCUGGUGGCGUGCAACGUGGCCUACGAGGUGAAGCGCUUCAUGCACCGCAGGAGCAUGGCCCGUUUCAGACGCUUCAGGGACUUGAGUGGCGGCUCCGUUGGAUCCACUCAGUGCUAGGACACGUGUGCGAACCCGGAUUUUAGACGGGACGGAUGGAGUGGAUGGGCCAGUGGGUGUAGGGAAGUGCCUGAGGGAUUUACCAUAAUCUGCAAUACAUUAGCGGCAGCUUUGCUCUGGCUUCCAA
Molecule: messenger RNA, 663 nt
Organism: Drosophila bipectinata
Lineage: Eukaryota; Metazoa; Arthropoda; Insecta; Diptera; Drosophilidae
Source: RefSeq, a predicted model, not a curated record